GCAGCCGCUCACAAAAAAAAAACAAACCACAACCCCACAAGAAACCCCGCACGCCCCUGAACCCUGGGAGUUGAGAGAGCGCGGAGGAGGAGGAGACGGCGGAGGGGGCGGGGAGAGAGCGAGGGUUGGCUGUCUAUCCCCGAAGCCUCUCUGCGGAUUGGCUGCAGAAGGAGGAGAGGGAGUCUUCGCCCACUUGGCUUUGAAGGCAGAGUGUGUGCGUUGUGGUGGGGGAAGGAGAGGGCCCGGUUUCGGGCUGUUGGCUUCCAGGAUGGAGGGUGGGUCUGUGUCCAACGUGGAGGUUUGUAACUUGGCUUACACGGGGCGGCUGGAGGAGCUGAAGGAGCGGCUGAGCGCCAACCGGAGCUUGGCGGAGCGCGCGGACCAGGUUGGCAUGGCAACCGGAGGGGGGCGUGGUUAAUUGUCUGUGAGUCGGGGGGCUGCCAGGGCUCCACUUCUGAGGCAGUGUGGUGUAGUGGUUAAAGUGGAAACCCGGAGACCUGGGUUCAGCAGAUCCCCACUCGGCUGUGAGGCUUUCACUGGGCGGGCUUCCCCUCUUUCUCAGCUUGGGGAGGGAGAAACCUACGCAGGGCGUCUUUUGAGUUCCUUGAAAUAAAAGUUUGGCAGAUCUGCCCCCGGGACAGGUUCAAGACGUUACUAUUAACAUAUAACAAUUUGGGACCAGUUUAACCACGAUAUCGCCUUACCCCCGCAUGUUCCCACAGUACCGCAUAAUUGACGUUAGUGCAGAUGCCACAUAAAUACCCUUUCAGCAUUUGUUAGUACAGUACUCAGUCGUUUAGUUACUGUGGUAACUUUGGAAGUCUCUGCCUAUUGAGCUCAAGCAGGUGCCUUCACUGUACUCUUUUCGGUGUCUGCUAAAAGCAUCCUUGUUCAGACAAAGCUUCGCAGAUGCUUAGAAAGUUGAGCUAAUUCUAAUCUGUUCUUGUAUUUUUAAUUUUUGUAUGUUUUGAAGUAGGGUUGUGGAUUUUACUUGAUUUUAGUGCUUUAGCAUUUGCUUUGAGGUUUUAAUAAUCAAGCGAAAUAUAAAAUUUAUGAAUUUAACAACAACAACAACAACAACAACAACAACAACAACAACAUAAAGGCCUUAAACCCAGCCAUGUUAUUCUAUGCCAUCGAGGGUGCUUUACUGUUUUUUCUGUGUUUUGUAUUUUGUAUAUGUUUUCAAGUCCUUGAAAAGUGCACCAACCACCCUGGUAUUUUCACACCACCCUGGUAUUUUCACAUGUGGAAUAGUAGAGAAAUUCCAACAAAUAAUCAAGCUGGGGCCAGCAACACAAUGUUUUAGUUUAGCAUGUUCCUGUUCAGGGUACCAGCCAGUUCAGCACCCUGACUUUGAGGAGGCUCCAUAACAUUCCCAUCAUUGGUGUACAGUAUUCUAGUUUUCUCUCCCAACAGCCAACCAGUAUUCUGUGGCCACUGAGCAUGCUUAGUCCUCACUGGCUAUUUUGAGGGGUUCGUACCCUGAUUGUGUUCCUGGCCCUCCCCCGCCAAUAUAUAUAUAUAUAUAUUUGAGAUAGUUAUAUAUUGCUUUUCAGAAGAACCUCACAAAGUUUUUCACAAGACCUCACAAAGUUUUUCACAAGACCAUAUGUUUUAUAAUAAAACAGAAAGAUGAAAGGGAGGAGCUUUUUAAAAUCUAGUUUUUCGCAUACACAUUCUUUAUUGCAGUCCAAAGACUCACAAAAACAGUUUUAAAAGUGCAGUAAAUCUAGUUUUUGUAUUCUUGCAAACUUUGGGGUCUCCUCAAUCUCCCUGAUUAAUCCCUUUUUUUCCUUGGAAGGUGCUGUUUUGCCUACAUAAGGAUUAGCUAUCAGGGAAUGAGUUUCCAAUUAGAAUAUAGCAGGGAUAGGAAACCUUUAUCAUUUUAGAUGUUGUUGCACUCAAACUGCCAUCCUGUCUGAUUAUUGGCCAUGUUGGCGAAGACAGAUGGGAAAUGAAGUCUCACGCCACCUGGAGGUUGCCCAGUCCUGAUAUAAAUGGCAUAGAUAAAUACAGUUCCUAACAUUAAAGAACAGCAGGGUUUAUUUCUGCUUGGGAAGCACAUAGACACAUAUGUCUGUGAUUCCGAAACUCUUCCCCCUAACUCUUACUAGAGGGGAGAAAGGGUGCUCUGUUUACUAAUUCAGUUGAGAAUGGGAUGCAGUACAUACCUGGCAGAUGUUUAAAUCAGUAAGAUUGCCAGAUGCCAGGGUUUCAGCUUCUUAAAAGAAGAAGAAUGACACUGUAAAAUACAGGCAGCUGAUUUAUUGUGAUGUGGGUGUUUUUGGACUUCAGCCCACUUCAUUAAAUGCAUAAAGGGUUUUUUCCUCAGGUGGCAGAGGGCAAGUGUACCAAUUAGAAGAGUGAAAAUAUAUCUGCCAACGGAAAAUAGCACAAUAUGCGCCUGAAGACACACCAUGCACCCUAAAAGCUUAUUUUACAAUAUGUUUGUUUAUUUUUAAAGACAUCACAAAGUUAUUUGUCCAUAGCUGCAAAAAGAAUAAACAUAGCUACACCUCUAGAAGUAGCAUGGGGGUGGUGUUAAAUUUCAGGGUGAAAAUUCCAAAAAUCAAUGUUGCAUCAUGCUGCAUUUAAAUGCAUUUUUUUGUAUAUAAUGACAUACCUGAGAGCACGUUCCCAGUAACUAUGAAGAUUUUGCUACCUGAAUCCUGACCACCCAUUGGGGUGGGGGCAGUUUGAAUGCUCUUCUAAAUGCCUGGGGCACUGUCUGGAGAAUGAAAUGGCCUCUGGGAACAUACAAAUUGGCCAUUAUUGUUCUUACUGUUAAAUGACUUGCUGCUUGUAUAAAGGAGUAUCUAUCCUUUUUAGUUUUCAUCGUUCUAGUUCGUUCUGAAUGUUCUGUUAAUGCGUCUUUCUAAAUAAGGCCACAAAAGUUACUAGUCUGCAAAUAAUCAUAAUCAUAAUAAUUGUGGCCUGCUGGGAGCUGACAGAAGAAGAAUGGAGAGCUUUGUCACUCCUUCAGCAAUCUGCUGCCUGUCUGUACUGGGUGUAAUGCUCUGUCCUUUCUCCUCUAGCCCACCCCCAUGCCUUCAUGCAGUGCCCUCUUGCUUGUGGAUACUAGAUGUGUUCUUAAAUACAAGGUUGUACUAAUGCUUAUUUGUGUUUUGUGUUUUAGGAUAACAGGACAGCCCUACACUGGGCAUGUUCAGCUGGGCAUGCAGACAUUGUCGACUUUUUACUAAGUCUGGGAGUGCAUGUUAAUGACAAAGAUGAUGUAAGUUCUGGACUUAUUUUUCAGAAAGUGCUUAGGCAGGAUCUUGCAUGUAUAGUUCAGAGGUAUAUAGUUCAGAGAUGGGAACCUCCAUCCCACAGGCCAGAGGUUCCAGCUUUGCCCACAAGGCCAUUCACCUGACCGUUAGCUGACAUCCCUAGAAACGUCAGCUGAUGGGUAGAACAGGAGUUAAAUUUUGCAUUAGCUGUAUGCCCUCUUCCCAGGGAACAGGAUUGCACAGCCAAGUUAGCAGGAUUUUAUGAGCAGAUUUAAAGCCCUUUGCAAAAGUACUGUUUGCUCAGCUCAAACUGCCCACUCACUUAAUGGACAAAGAUGAGAUGCUUUAAUCAACACUUAUGCAAGGCACUUUAAAGCAGCUCCAUGUUCUCAUUUCAUGAUAAAACCCCAGCGCUAAGCAGGUUGUUAUUAUCUUUCAUUUCACUUCUAUACUGCUUUAUAUUUUAAGGGGGGAAAGCUAAAAGCACUUUACAACUCAUUAAAACAUCAAAUAAAACAAUCCAGUGUAAAACAUUACUAAAGAAAGUCAGAUAUAAAAUAUACAUUCAAAGCAACAUAAUUAACAGGAGACUAAAAUGUUAUCUUAAACAUUCCAAUAGAAAACAUUACUUCAAGGAAGUCAGGUGUAAAAUUCACAUUUAAAAAAGCAUAAUUAACAAAAGAAUAAAAUAUUAAGCACAGAACAUAUCUGCUGCUGUUGCUGCCAGUUUUGCCAAUUCUGGCUAGUGGUGACUGGAAAUUCAGGCGAUGUCCUGGUUCUGCACUAAGAGACAGCCAGGAUGGUCUCAGUGGUUCACAUGCACCACAUCCCCUUAGUCUGGCUAUGUGAGAAAGUUCCCCGCAGGGAGCUUUCUCAGACGCCCUACCCAGCUGCUUGACUGCACAUGCAGCAGGCAACAAGGUGCUGCUAACAGGAGAGUUUCUUCCCCUUUGGACAGAAGGUAAAAACUUGCCUUUAGCACUUUGCUGCCUCCCAGAUGCUUCAAAGUCCUGACUUCACCAUUUGUGACAUUAAGUGAUUGGUGGGUCAUGCCCUCCUCUCAGACUAGGCCUGCAAGGCAAAUCUUAAUUAGGAACUGGUCUAUGAAGCUAAGAAGAUUCCCCACUGCUGAUAUAGUUCCUAAUGCUGCUGGAGUUGUUACCAACUACUCUCACGUGUUAAAGAAGAAUUAGUGAUACACAGAGGUGGGAUGUGUGCUGGUUUGUUAUCUUUGGCUGCUGUUCUCAACAUGAGAUGAGGGGUUGUUGUUUUUUACGGACUUCUGGGGCCCUUUUGAGCUGGCACAGCCCUUGUGUGAGGUAAAUUUCUGAGCCCCUUCUCAGUUUAAAAGUUCUCAUGUGAAAUUGAAAUGAAGACUGUAUGGCUUCCAAAAAGAAAUUUUAGAAUUGGUGAACCAUUCAGUCUUCAGCUACACCUGAAGGAAGGCAUAGUUGCUUCUCUUCACUGCUGAAGAAGGCAGGCUGAGCUGGUUUGAAAAGAAAGCUGCAACAUUAUCAUGACUUCUUCUCUGAUCCAAAGUCACAUAAAGUCGCCGUAUAGCUGUGGAAGGCCCAAUACAGUGGUACCUCAGGUUACAUACGCUUCAGGUUACAUACGCUUCAGGUUACAGACUCCGCUAACUGAGAAAUAGUACCUCGGGUUAAGAACUUUGCUUCAGGAUGAGAACAGAAAUCGUGCGGCGGUGGCGCAGCAGCAGCAGCAGGAGGCCCCAUUAGCUAAAGUGGUGCUCCAGGUUAAGAACAGUUUCAGGUUAAGUACGGACCUCCAGAAUGAAUUAAGUACUUAACCCGAGGUACCACUUUAUAAGAGGCUCAGAAAUAUAGUGGUGCUCUAGAAAGCUAAUUUGGGGAGGUAGGUGGCAACCAGAACUAGGGAGCCUGGUCCUUUCCUUAUUGGCUAUUUAAUAUCAUGUGAUGGCAGUUGUAUAAAUGUUGAAUGGUGGGCCAUAUUCCACUUUAAUGACCAAAGCUACCUGCUAUUGAGUAAGUUCUUAAUGAAGUUGAGCAAGUUAUUUUAUGGAAGAGAUGGGGAACCUGUAGCCUUCCAGAUGUUUAGGACUCCAGCCCCAAGCAGCAUAGCCAAUGAUCAGCUGUAAUCCAACAGCAUCUGGAGGUACAGAUGUGCCCCAUCCCUGUUUUACAGUAUUUUCAUAGGGGAUAAAUUUUGUUAAAACCUUGCCAUGGUUCUGUAGUAUUGGAUUUUCUUCCUAACAGAGCUUGAAAGUUUGGUUGUACAAUGUCUUAACGGUCCCUGGUGACUAAAAACCAUGAGCCAGCAAGUCUUCUGUUUAGAGAGGAAACUGAGAACUCUCUAUAAGCCAACCCUAGCUUCCAUGUUAUCACCGAUGCAGAGGUCUGGGGUACUUUCCUCACGACAGAAGUCUUUCUACCUGCCCUGCUUCUGUGAAUUGUAAAGCUUAUAGUAUACUAUGCCUUGUUUUCUUUUCACUCCUCAGGCUGGCUGGAGUCCUCUGCAUAUUGCUGCAUCUGCUGGCCGAGAUGAAAUUGUGAAAACUCUCAUUAGGAAAGGUGCUCAGGUGAAUGCUGUCAAUCAGAAUGGCUGCACGCCUCUGCAUUAUGCAGCAUCCAAAAAUAGGCAGGAGGUAAGAUUUUACUUGCUUCCUCACCUUCUCAUUGCUCAACACAAAGCAGCCUGUUUGGUAACCUUCGUCUUUCCCCACUCAUAGAUUGCACUAAUGCUGUUGGAGAAUAGCGCUAAUCCAGAUGCAAAAGAUCACUUGGCAUCUACUCCACUACACAGAGCAGCAUCCAAAGGAAACCUGAAAAUGAUACAAAUUCUUUUGAAGUACAAAGCUUCUGCCAAUCUACAGGAUUCAGAGGGAAACACAGCUCUGUAAGAACUAACGUAUUUGUGGUAGAUUUUGCCCUAGUUUGUUUGAACCAUACUUUUCAAGUUCAUUGAUAUUAAUACUUCUUUACUUAGCACAAACUAUUCUCUAAUGCUGAGAGUUUUCAUUUAACAGGCUCAGUAACUUUUUUUUUUAAACAAUUCAAACUGAGCUUCUUGGGAUUCUACAAGAGAGGCUGUAUUCUAAGAUGUAUGGUGCAUAAACAUCCACACCAUAGCUGUCAACUGUCCCUUAUUUGGCGGGAAACUCCCUUAUCCCAGCACCGUUUCCCGCUGCUGUCCCGGAUUGAUGAUGUCCCUUAAAUUUCCCGGGUUUCAUGCUCACCCGGCUCCGGAGGGAAGCAGCGUCUCGGGGUCCUUCGCCUCAGGCCGCGUCUCCGUCUCUCCCUUUCCCCCCUCAGGGGCGCGUCGUGAGGAGACAGGUGGCGGCGGGCGGGCAGGCAGCCCCUCUUUUGCUAGACUUCCGCCGCGCUGCCCGGGGAAGCUGGAGGCGGUGGCGGUGGCUGAGGAGGCAGCCUGAGGGAGGAGGAAGAGGAGGGACGCAGAAGGGCAGCGCUUCAGCAGCCGCUGUGGCACCACAACCGUCUCAUGCCGGGCUCGCAGGCGGCGUAGGCGAGAGUCUCCCUCCCUCCCUCCCUCUCUCUCAGGCGGGGAAGGGUCGAUGGAACUCCUUGUGCCAGGAUGACGGCAGCCCCGAUGUGCUGCUUAGCUUACCCUCCAACCAGUGCAGCAUCUUAAUGUAGUGAUUUCCCCCUCUGCAUCCCUUUGCUGGGUUGCUGCACUGUGGGAACCACUGCUUGAGGCUUUGUUUGGCUGCUUUGUUUGGUUGACUAAAAUCCCUUAUUUUGGCUGCUGAUCCCUUAUUUUCGAGGCUGCUGGUCCCUUAUUUUCAAAUCUGUAAGUUGACAGCUAUGAUCCACACAGAUUUUACGCAGCCUAAUCCCAAACAUAAAUCCCACUGAGUUCAGUCCCAUUGAUUCUUUAGUAAAUGCAUGUGGGAUUGUAGUGAAGAGCCUGGUGUUAGGUAUGUUUAUUUAAGAUAUGCAUCCUACCAAGCUACUUAACUUCCAAGUAGGUGCACCCUGUUGCAGUUCUGGCCUUGGUUGAGAUUUUGCAUCAAAUUAUGAUUUUGAGUAACAGUAGUUUGAAAUCAAACCAUGGCUUGUAUGUCCAGGUGAACAACAGGCUAACUGUGAGUUAAAGCUGUUUAUGACUAUAAUCCUAACGCUAUUCACCUGGGUUUACACUGUCAGUUGCUUUUGUUUUCUGUCAUGAGUUUUGUGACAUCCUCUUACCGCAGUAGCAUCUAGAGGUGGAACAAUUGCUGUAACUAUCAUGUCAAUUCAGAUAUUGUGCCAAACUAUAGUGAAUGGUGGUUCAGCGUGAUCUUGGUUUAGCAUAGUGUCUGAAUUGAGCCUUAAACACCUUGAUGUAAAUGAUGGGAUUUCACAGGGGGACAGGGGUUAGUUCAGGCCUACUUUUAAAAUAGGUGGGGCCUACAAAGAAAUACAGGCUGACAGCUCAUUACUGCCUUGUCAUGUGUCUCUAGCAUAGUUGGUAAUUUUUCAUCUUAUUUACAGCCAUUUAGCCUGUGAUGAAGAGAGAGCAGAUGAAGCUAAACUACUAGUGUCUCACGGAGCAAGCAUAUACAUUGAGAACAAAGAAGACAAGACUCCACUGCAAGUUGCAAAAGGUGGCCUGGGUUCCAUACUAAGGAGGCUAGUUGAAGGCUAGCUGUGUCAGUCAAAUUGAAUUCCAUUCUUCGUGAAAGUACUGAAGACUUUUCACUGUCUUUAGGUUGGCUUUAACAGUCACAACUUGAAUUUUUAUUGUACUGCAUCAAUUACACUUCUCUACAUUUUCCAUGGCCAAACAAAACUUUAUAAUUUUUUGUUGCUAAGUUUAUUGUUGCUUAAAAAAAAUUUAAAGCCCUGCUUUUCCUAUAGAAAGAAUCUAUCUUUCUAUACAGGUUCUAACGAUCUUUUUAAAUACAUUUGCUUGUAAAGGAACAGUAUUCAAUAUUUCCUCAAGGCAGUUCUUGUUAACUAAGUUUAUUACUCAGUUCAAGUGUCAUCAUGGUUGUGCGAAAUAAAAUUUGGGGAAGGAGAAUGAGGACUGUGUAAAAGCUGUUUGCUUUGUUGUAUGUCUCCUUGGAAUUCUUAUUUACAGAAACCUGUUGGUUCAACCUUAUACCCAGUACAGGGAGAGUGUUAUAGGAAUGGAGCAUUGUGGGAAGGCAGUGGGCUUAAUUCAGCUAAAGCGAUUAUAGAUAUAGGAAGGCUGUAAACAAAAAUAGCCAAGUGCUGUGGCACCUUAACAGAUUAAAAGGGUUACUGUGCCAUGAACUUGUGUAGACAACUGUCAAUCUCAGUAGGCUGCUUCUUAAACAAAAUAUGUUUGUUUAAAAUGUUGCUAAGUAACAGCUAUAAAGAGAACAAAUAAAUCCCAAUUUUUGCAGUAAGAACAUUUGGCCAAGUUGGAUUUGUUUCUCCUCUUCCUCUUCUCCCUUCCCAAGGGUGGUGUUGAGCUGUGUGGCUUAAUGCAAAUAGCUUUAUACAACUGGAAUGAUUUCUUAUGCCCUAAGCUACUUAUAAUAAAAUAUUACUUGCUCCUUAGAUCAGUUCAGUUCAGUCCUUCAUAAGGUGCAUAAAAAGUCUUCCAAUGUC
Podarcis lilfordi (Lilford's wall lizard) is the source of this 8788-nucleotide messenger RNA. The record is from the annotation of a GenBank genome assembly. NCBI's taxonomy places the organism in Eukaryota, Metazoa, Chordata, Lepidosauria, Squamata, Lacertidae.